Messenger RNA from Xylona heveae TC161, 2930 nucleotides. RefSeq lists its product as hypothetical. Bases 107 to 2632 code for a protein of 841 amino acids. The transcript has 2 exons. NCBI's taxonomy places the organism in Eukaryota, Fungi, Ascomycota, Xylonomycetes, Xylonales, Xylonaceae. The record is from RefSeq and is a predicted model, not a curated record. Gene Ontology annotation, molecular function: protein binding.
AGCCACUAUAGAAUUCAUAUUGCAGCCUGCAUGGAAGGAGUUGUGACUUGACUGCGGAUUUGAAUAUACGAUAUUAUGCGCAUGCUAGCCUGAGAUCUUCUUUACCAUGUCUCGCCCAUUUGCGCAACGCUUGCUGCGCAGCGCAGUUUGCCCGUCCGCACCGUUUCUCCUACCUCUGAGAUCUAAUGGUCCUGUGCACGGAGCUUGGGGGUUGGUUGCCUUGUCACCCUCAACACGAAGAUGCAUGGCGUCAAAGUCGAAGAGGAGAAAGUCGAGGUCAAAAUUGUUAGAGAGUGAAUUGGCACAGGAAAAUAAGCUGCAGGGCCAGCUUGAAACGGUUCUUGAUUUUCGAGCAGAAUUACAAUCGUUUUCGCUUCAGCCUGCGAUGGUACUCUAUCCACACGCCAUUAAGACGAAGCUCCUCGAAGGAAAGGACACUCGCGAGCUCGCGCGGCUCGUGCACAACACUUACCGUUCCACAAGAAACCUUAGCAAAGAGCAAAAGGAGGCGCUUGCGGCACAAAUUGAAACUAUUGUCGAGGACCUGAAACAGGAACGACUCCCACAUGAUCCCAUUGCCAGUUUGCACAUUAUCUCAUACUAUAAGGACUCGCAGCAAUUCGAUCAAGGUUUAGAUUUUUGGAAAUGGCUUCUUCAACAAGAUGAGAGUUGCGCCGAUGCGCGUACGUACGGUGCGGCUAUUGAGUUGCUGGCCUACCAAGGUGUGCCGCUGGAAGUACUAGAGGAACUCUACCAGUACGCGUUGAAGCGCUUCCCAGGAGACUAUAGCGAAUAUCACCUUGCUCCGGAUGCCAUACUGGCUGACCGCUCUCAACCCAUUGCCAUGAGCGGCACGCGCAUGUCGCUUCUUCAAGGCAUCCUCACGGCACGUAUCUUGCAUGGCGACUGGCAAGGCGCAUAUCUCGGACUCGAUGUAGCCUUGCGCCUCUACCCGACCCAAGUACCGCAACGAAUUUUCGAGCUAUUCAUCUACGAACGCCCCUUGUCUGAAGCUUACAAGGUCUUCCUUAUGGCUUGUCGCGCCGGUGUUGUUCUCAAGCCCAAUGUUCUCAAUGUCACGCUUGAAGGGCUUGGUCGAGCGGAAGAGUUGGAAACAACUGUCCAAGAGAAACUAUCCAUUAUCAGCGCCAUGCUGAAUGCUGUUCGCGCAUAUGCUGGGGCAGGGGGGGUCCCUGAUGGGGUCCAUCUCGGCGUGAUCGUUCGGAAUCUACUGUCGCUCAUGCCUCCGAAUACAGAAAUGAAUUUUAUCGACGAGGGAGCAGACGCUGUACCCGCCGAAAACGCCGAGAAUUCCGCUACGGAUAUCGACAUCCUCAUCUACGACCUCCUCGGAUCCAUAAUGGAGACCUUUGCCCAAAUGGGCAUCAACCCGACCAUUGCUACAUUCAACAGCAUCAUCUCUAUCGGCGGCGACCUCAAACGCCAAGAACUCAUCGAUCUUGCCAUCAGAGCUCUGCACUCGUCUGAGCUCGAACCCACUGCCGUCACAUACCGCGCUCUUGUCACUGCGGCUGGAGAAUUACAAGACGAGGAAUCAGUCAAAGACGCAUGGGGCUUACUCGAGGAAGCCGCUCUACUCCGCGCCGAAAAGCAGGCGGUUGCUGCUGGGCUGGAUGAAUCGAAUACGCCCCAGCCAAAACUCGACAAACUUGACUGGAAAGUCCUCGCUCGAGCCUGUCGACGUAUCAACGAUGUCGCUUUUGUUAGGGAACAAGUGGAGAAAGGCGUAUUUGUUCUCGACGGGAAUGUGUUGGCUCUCAUUGAGCGAGAACUGGGACGGGAAGAUAAAAAAUCGGCGAAUGAAGCACAGUCGCACGCUUCCCAGUCUCCCCAAGUUUCCCAGGUUUCUCAGACGCAGAGCGACACAAAAGAAAAUGUCACAGACCAGACUUCUUCCGGCGCUCAAGAGACAAUGACUAUCCAGGAAAGAAUCUCCGCAAUCGACACUCAAUUAUCCGAGAUUCACGAAAUCGUCUUGUCUGGCAAGCUUCUCGACGCUUCUAAUAGCCCAUUUAUUCCCAUGAGCCUGGACGAGAACGAAUGCGCCGUCUUCGCACCUGAAUCUGUACUUCCUACACCAAAUGCUCCUGCUAAUGCCAAAUUCGAGGAUUCCAAAAUGAGGGAAAUCUAUGACAAAUUUACUACCGAUAUUCAAUCUCUACAAUACGGCGCUUCUUCUUCUGCAGCUUCAGAAUCCGACUCCUACUGCGAUUCCGCGGAUGCUGAAAACGGAUCAACUGCACAAGGUGAAGAAGAUGCAAAAGUUGAUGAGCCCAAAACUACUGCUGCUUCGCAACAACUUCAGGGCCUUCCUCAAGGACAAAGCCCGAUCCACUUUUCCUCGACAAACUACACACUCGCUGAACUCCGCUACGUCAACUGGGUCAGCAUCAACGAACUCCUCUUUGACGCUCGGCUCAAUGAGAUAGUCAAGCAGACUGCUGUGGAUCAAGCAAUGAAGGAGAGCAAGCCUUUUGAGCGCGGCCGUGAUGCCAAAUGGAGGUGCGGUUUGGGAAUGAGACGGAAGGUUUACCGUGAUGCGGGCGGAGCAGCAAAGGAGGCGGAUUGGGAGAAGUGUAUUGCAGGUCUAAGGAGGUGGAGAAAAGAAUAAAGGGGGAAGAGGUGAGGAAUAGAAGGGUUACAUGUUAUGUGGAUAGUUAAUGGAAAUGGAUGGGAUUUUGUCGUCUUAUUCCCUUUCUCGGGAUGUUGUAUGCCGUGUGGGAAAUCGGUUCAGGAUGAGUGUAUGUUUUCAUUGCAUUGCUCGUGGAACGCAGAUACAAUAAUUCCAAGUCAGAUUGUCACUCUUGGACUUGCAUUUCAAAGAUGCUGUGGUCUCUUAACGCAUCUUAUUCUCCCUUUUCAUAUAGCUAACUAAACUAGAUAAUCGAGCUUGAAUACAAGCGAGGGAC